Molecule: messenger RNA, 510 nt
Organism: Lactuca virosa
Lineage: Eukaryota; Viridiplantae; Streptophyta; Magnoliopsida; Asterales; Asteraceae
Source: the annotation of a GenBank genome assembly
AUGGAGCUCUUCAGGAUAAACCCACUAGCCAUUUUUCUCUUCGUGCUCUCAUACUUCACACAUCUGUCAAUUGCACUAGGCAUUGUUCCUCACAACCAAGACCUAAGCUCAUACUUCCUUGUUCCACACAACAAAGCACGAGCUCAGGUCAGGGUGCGACCUCUUACAUGGAACAUGACCCUUGCAGCCUAUGCUCAUGGGUAUGCAUACCAAAGACUUGGUGACUGUGACUUGCGUCACUCAGAAGGACCUUUUGGGGAAAACCUAGCUGAAGGUUAUGGUGAUGAGUUUAGUGCAACCGAUGCUGUUAACUUGUGGGUCGGGGAGAAACAAUACUAUGAGUACGGAUCGAACUCGUGUGUUGGUGAUGAAUGCCUUCACUACACACAAGUUGUUUGGCGUGAUUCUAUUCAUCUUGGUUGUGCUAAACUUAAGUGUCAUAAUGGUUGGUGGUUCGUUAUAUGUAGCUAUGAUCCCCAAGGAAAUUAUGAGGGUCAACGCCCAUAUUGA